Messenger RNA from Musca vetustissima, 648 nucleotides. RefSeq names its product enhancer of split m7 protein (gene E(spl)m7-HLH). Gene Ontology annotation, biological process: regulation of neurogenesis; anterior/posterior pattern specification; regulation of transcription by RNA polymerase II. Gene Ontology annotation, cellular component: nucleus. The record is from RefSeq and is a predicted model, not a curated record. The transcript has 2 exons. Gene Ontology annotation, molecular function: DNA-binding transcription factor activity, RNA polymerase II-specific; RNA polymerase II cis-regulatory region sequence-specific DNA binding; protein dimerization activity. Lineage: Eukaryota; Metazoa; Arthropoda; Insecta; Diptera; Muscidae. The coding region runs from base 28 to 648 and encodes 206 amino acids.
AAAACUAUCAACAAAAACAAAACAAAAAUGGCCAGCAAAUACGAAAUGUCCAAAACCUACCAAUACCGCAAAGUGAUGAAACCUCUAUUGGAACGUAAACGUCGUGCCCGCAUCAACAAGUGCCUAGAUGACCUUAAGGAUUUAAUGGCGGAAUGUUUCAAACAAGAAGGCGGCGAUAGCACCCAGAAAUUCGAAAAGGCUGAUAUUUUGGAAGUCACCGUUGAGCAUUUGCGCAAAUUGAAGGCCCAAAAACAACAAAUCAACCAAAACAAUCUCAGUGCCCAACAGAGUUUCCGUUCCGGUUAUAUUCAGGCUGCCAAUGAAGUAUCUCGUUGCAUGGCUACCCUGCCCAAUAUUGAUGUUGGCUUUGGCACCAAACUAAUGACCCAUUUGGGAUUGCGUUUAAGUCAAUUGGAAUCACCACAGGAACAACCGUUGGCUGUUAGCACCCCCUUGACAGUUGCCUGUGCCAGUUCUCAAUCGACUGCCGCUUCUGCCAUGUACAGCCCAGUGUCAAGUGGUUAUGCCAGUGAUUGUGAUUCUUCAUCCUCGUCAGCAUCAUCUAGUUCCCGUUCACCAGUUCUAACACAACACAAACAAGGAUUAUUACAAGUCAGCACAAAUGCACCCGUUUGGCGUCCAUGGUAA